AUGACGCAGCCCGAGCCGACUGUCGGCAACGAUGGCCCUCGCCAAAAGGGCCGCGCGACGCCCGAGACCAUCAAGGUCGGCUGCAUCGCCUGGGUCGAGAAGAACGGCGUGCCCCGCCGCGCCGAGAUCCUCAGCAUCAAACAGACCAAGAGCGGACGGCAGUUCUACUGUAACUUUGACAACUUCAACAAGCGUCUCGACGAAUGGGUGCCGCUAGCGCGUAUCGAUUUCGACCAGGACGUCGAGUGGCCCGGCGUCGAGAAGGAGAAGCCGGCCAAAGACACGAAGAAGAAGGGCGCCGUCGCGACGUCGAAAAAGACCCAGGGCAACAAGAAGGCGCAGAAGAGGCCUGGCAAGAGAGAGCAGUCUGUGGCGUCGGCGUCCGAGGUCAACACGCCGCAGCAUCCAUGGACCGAUUUCGUCGAUUCGCAGCAGGGGCGCAAGGCCACGCCGGCCGAGGAGAGUCAGGCGCCGACGCCCGCUGCUGCGGACACCACCUCGACGCCCGCUGCAGGUGGUGACGAGAUGGAGGUGGACGGCGACGAGGGUGCUGCCGCGGCGGACCAGAAGAACGGCGAGGUCAACGGCUUCAGUCGCGACGCGGAGAUUGAAAAGCUUAGGACACACGGCAGUAUGACGCAGAACCCAGCCGAGAUCUCUCGAAUCCGAAACAUCUCCAAAGUGCAGUUCGGCAAACACGAUCUGUUCCCUUGGUACUUUUCGCCGUACCCCGAAAUUUUUGGCGCAGAGGAUGUCAUGUACAUCUGCGAGUUCUGCCUGGGAUACUACGGGGACCUCAAGUCGUUCACGCGGCACCGCAUCAAGUGCACCCUGCAGCACCCGCCUGGCAACGAGAUCUACCGUGACGACUCGAUUUCUUUCUUUGAAAUUGACGGACGAAGGCAGAGGACAUGGUGUCGCAACCUCUGUUUGCUGUCAAAAAUGUUCCUUGACCAUAAAACGCUCUACUACGACGUCGACCCUUUCCUAUUCUACGUCAUGACGACCAGAGACGACAAGGGCUUUCACUUUGUUGGUUACUUCUCCAAAGAAAAGGAAAGUGCAGACGGUUACAAUGUGGCCUGUAUUCUCACGCUACCGCAAUACCAGCGAAAAGGCUACGGUCGUCUCCUCAUCCAGUUCUCGUAUGAGCUCUCCAAGAUUGAAGGCCGCCUCGGUUCUCCCGAGAAGCCUCUGUCCGAUUUGGGUCUUCUGAGUUACAGACAGUACUGGGGUGAGAAUAUCAUUGAUCUGCUGCUCGGGCUCAAUGAGCGCGAAGACAAGGCGACCAUCGAGACCAUUUCUACGCAACUGUCAAUGACGACGCAAGAUGUCGAGCACACACUCGGCGCACUGAGGAUGCAGAUUUACCACCGUGGCGAACACAAGAUCGUGAUUCCGGAAAAGCUGGUGCAGCAGAGGGAGAAGCAGAAGACGAAGAAGAGGCGCCUCAUCGAUCCAACGCGGAUACAGUGGAAGCCUCCCGUCUUCUCCGCAUCGAGUAGGACGUGGGCAUGGUAG
This is a messenger RNA of Verticillium alfalfae VaMs.102, 1521 nucleotides long. Its product is annotated as histone acetyltransferase ESA1. The transcript has a single exon. Gene Ontology annotation, molecular function: histone acetyltransferase activity. Lineage: Eukaryota; Fungi; Ascomycota; Sordariomycetes; Glomerellales; Plectosphaerellaceae. The coding region runs from base 1 to 1521 and encodes 506 amino acids. Gene Ontology annotation, biological process: regulation of DNA-templated transcription. The record is from RefSeq and is a predicted model, not a curated record.